Pseudopodoces humilis (Tibetan ground-tit) is the source of this 2947-nucleotide messenger RNA. The record is from RefSeq and is a predicted model, not a curated record. NCBI's taxonomy places the organism in Eukaryota, Metazoa, Chordata, Aves, Passeriformes, Paridae.
CGGAGCCCCCGAGCCCGGCGAUGCGGAGCGGGGCAUGGCGGCCCCGCCGCUCUGCCUGCGCCUGCUGGCCGCCGCCUUCUACGGCCUCAGCUCCUUCCUCAUCGUCGUCGUCAACAAGAGCGUCCUCACCACCUACGGGUUCCCGUCCUCGCUGUGCGUGGGGCUGGGCCAGAUGGUGGCCACGGUGGCCGUGCUCUGGGCGGGGAAGGCGCUGCGGGUGGUCAAUUUCCCUGACCUGGACAGACACAUCCCCGAUAAGGUGAGACCCCUGCCCUGCACCCACUUGCCCCGGCCCCGGGGCUGCUCAGGGUCGCUCACACCGCCUUAUCCCUCUUCUUUCCAGACAUUUCCUCUACCUCUCCUGUAUUUCGGGAACCAGAUCACAGGACUGUUCAGCACAAAGAAACUGAACCUGCCCAUGUUCACGGUCCUGCGCAGGUUUUCCAUCCUGUUUACCAUGUUUGCCGAGGGAUUCCUGCUCAAGAAGAAGUUUUCCUGGAGCAUUCAGAUGACAGUAUUUGCUAUGAUCUUUGGUGCAUUUGUAGCUGCCAGUGCUGACUUGGCAUUCGACCUGGAGGGAUAUAUUUUUAUCCUCGUUAACGAUGCCUUAACAGCUGCAAACGGUGCCUACGUGAAACAGAAGCUGGAUUCAAAGGAGCUGGGGAAGUAUGGACUGCUCUAUUACAAUGCACUCUUCAUGAUCCUCCCCACCCUGAGCAUUGCCUACAUCACUGGAGAUGCACACAAGGCAGUGGAAUACCAGGGCUGGGCAGACACGUUCUUCGUGGUGCAGUUCACUCUCUCCUGUGUCAUGGGGUUUAUUUUGAUGUAUUCCACGGUUCUUUGCACUCAGUACAACUCUGCUCUUACAACUACAAUAGUUGGCUGCAUUAAGAAUAUUUUAAUAACCUAUAUUGGGAUGUUUUUUGGAGGAGAUUAUAUUUUUACAUGGAUGAACUUCAUUGGUCUAAAUAUCAGUAUUGCUGGAAGCCUGGUGUAUUCCUACAUCACCUUCACCGAGGAGCAGCUGAACAAGGAGUCGGAUGCUGGCAGCAAGAUGGAUAUUAAAGGGAAGAGCUCCGUGUGAGCAGGGAGCGGCUCUUUGUUUUUGGGAAUCCACCCAAAUCCGUUCGCUUGAUCGCGGGCAGAAGGUGGGGAGGGAUCCGCGGCGCCUGCCACGGGGAUUAAUUUGCACAGCCGAGAUUGCUGCCUUCACAAAUCCUUGGGAAGAUCCACCCGGCCUGCACGGGGAAGGGUGAGCCUAAUUGAGUCUGAUCGGGAGCAAUUAACGGGUUUCUAAUCGAGCUGGGAGUCGGCAGCCGAGGUGGGCACGGGCGGGGCUGGAAGUUGUGCUGGCAGGGAUGUGCCGGGGGUGGCCCUGGCUGGAUUUGCUCCAUGGGAUCCGUGGAUCUGCUGAUCCCAGCUUGGCUGGGAGGCUGGGGCUGGCUCCGUGCCCAGCUGCUCCCUCUGGAAGGACGGGAAUGCCGAGGGCCUUGGCCAGCGUUCCCUGGAAGCUGCUCCAAAACCUCCUGGAUGAAUGUUCGGCGCUCUCUGGACUUAAUUUUUUAGCUGUUUUCUGUUUAUUUUCAGUUUGUUUGGGCCAUUAACCCACUUUCGAGCCCUGCUGGGUUUAUCAGAGCCUUGCAUUCACCUCUGUCUUUCCGAGGCUUGGAGACAUUCCCAGCAGGAAGGGUUUUCCAGCUGCUGCUGAGCUCUGCAGCCUCCCCUGACACCAAGCUUGGCUUUGAGAAAGCUGCUGGGAUCACAGGAGAGCUGAGCUUGUCCCACCUGGAACAGCACAUCCAGGGAAUCUGCAAUAACUCCAGCUCCCACCCCUGGAAGAGGCACAAGGACUUAAAUCUUCUUUUUUGGCAAGUACAGGGAGCCCCAUAAUUCUUGUUUUCCAUGGAAUUAAUCGCCCUGAAAGACCCACUAAAGGAAUGGGAAUUGUCGUACAUUGGGCAGUGUUCAGUGAUUUUUAAAGCUUGUUUUACCCAGCACUCCUUUCCAGGGCUUGUCUUUUGGGUUAAAAAGAAUUGUUUUUAAGCUUGGUUAAAAAACUUUUAGUAAAAUAAUGUAUUUAGGGAUUUUUUGGUACCCUACCAACUUCUCUAGACACUGGCAGCGGGGUUUUUUAGGAACUACUUGCUUCAGCUGGAACUGCUCUUGGACAAAGCUGCAUUUGAUGGGAUUUAUUGGAAGUUUGUGGAUGGGGAAGAGAUUUUCUGUGAGGGUGCAGCUGCAGCCUGGCUGCUGGGCAAGGUGUGGAGCUGCUGCCUGCUGCAGCAUCCCGCUCCUGGAGCAACUCCAGAGCCACAAUUCCCCCUUUUUUUGUGGGAUUUUGUGGUCACUGCAGUGAUGAGGGGCAGGUGAGGUGUCCUGGAGCAGCCCCUCAGAGUGUUCCCCCUCAGAGCACAGUAAGAAAAAAUCCUUGAUGAUUUUGUCUCCCAAAAUUCCAGUAAAACCUCGGCUUUGUGCCAGGGGAGGGAGGGUGACAAACCAGUCCCUGCACUGGUUCCCAGUAUCCAGGUGCUGCUGGGGCCCCUCCCACCUGCUCCUGCCUCUUGCUCCAGCAUUCCCAAAUCCCUUUUUUCCCCCACGUGUGCUCCGACCCCGCCAUGCCAGGAGGUUGAUUCUGCCAGAGGGGUUUUUGUAUCAUUUUCUCUUUAGUUUUGAAUCUGCUGGUUAGAUUUGCAGUCCCAACAGGGAAGGAUUUUUAAAGCUUAUUUUGUCCUGGAUCCUAAACACUGGGAAAGCCAAGAAUUCCUCUAACAGUAUUUUCUAUGCUAUGAAUUGACUAAAAAAAAUGUUUUCUAUAGAGAAUCUAUUUACAAAAUGAGCAUUUUAGUGAUGAAAAUGUGAAUGUAUGGCAGGCUGUGGAUGUGAGAAAUGAGAGCAGAAAGGAUUUAUGUGCCUCUGUAUUUUUGUAUUUGCUUCCAAUAAACCA